Messenger RNA from Penicillium waksmanii, 1854 nucleotides. Its product is annotated as putative MFS multidrug transporter. Gene Ontology annotation, biological process: transmembrane transport. Gene Ontology annotation, molecular function: transmembrane transporter activity. The record is from RefSeq and is a predicted model, not a curated record. The coding region runs from base 1 to 1854 and encodes 617 amino acids. Lineage: Eukaryota; Fungi; Ascomycota; Eurotiomycetes; Eurotiales; Aspergillaceae. The transcript is spliced from 3 exons.
AUGGGGGCAAAUUCUCCCCACACGCACCAAUCUUGGGAUGGGGCCGAGACCAACAUUCGUCUGCCAAGUCAUGGAAUCGACUCCCCGCAGAUUGACAUCUCUAGUGAUGAUGAAAUAGACAGUAUCGACACAGCGAUAAAUGUUGGUGGUUCGCCACGAACCCGGGUCGCAGCUCCGCUCAUGGCGGGUCACCGCCGGUUUCCCUCAGCAGACGAUGACAUUCGCGCCAGCGAUAACGAGAGUGAGAAUGGCCAUGUCGAAACAGAAGCCGAGAAGCCGGUGACAUGGAGCUCUCUACCAAAGAAAGGGCAGCUGGCGAUUCUUACCUUUGCGCGAUUGUCCGAGCCCCUCACUCAGACCUCUCUGCAAGCCUAUAUGUUUUAUCAACUUAAAUCAUUUGAUCCCUCUUUGCCUGAUUCAGCCAUCUCUGCGCAGGCGGGAGUCCUCCAGGGAAGCUUUACAGCAGCGCAGUUCCUAACUGCCGUCUUUUGGGGCCGACUGGCAGAUGCUCCCUGGAUGGGUCGGAAAAGAGUACUUCUCAUCGGCUUGUUGGGAACGAGUAUCUCCUGUGUCGGUUUCGGCUUCUCUCGGUCGUUCAUGGCUGCCGCAAUUUUUAGGACACUCGGCGGUGUGUUGAAUAGCAAUGUGGGAGUUAUGAGGACGUUGAUUGCUGAAAUUAUUGCGGAGAAGAGGUUUCAAUCGCGAGCGUUCCUAUUACUCCCAAUGUGCUUCAAUAUUGGUGUCAUUAUUGGCCCAAUACUGGGAGGAUCCCUCGCAGAUCCAGUCAACAGCUUUCCAUCCCUGUUCGGUCCUGGAUCCCGUUUCGGAGGAAAGGACGGAGUAUGGUGGAUGCAAAGAUGGCCCUAUGCACUUCCAAACGUGCUUAGUGCAAUUUUCAUUUUCAUGUCAGUAAUUGCCGUCUUUCUCGGCCUUGACGAGACUCACGAGAUAGCUCGCUAUCGAAGUGACUGGGGCCGAAAGCUUGGAAAGAGAAUCACUCGUGCCUUCACCAGAACUCCUCAACAUUAUCGGCCAUUGGCCCGCGCGAAUGACGACGAUUCAUUGUACAUGGAAGGCAGCGUGGGAACUUGGUCAGCGCCAUCAAGUCCAAUUCGCUCCCGCGCACCUCCACUCCCUCGCCCACACAAGAGGCCUGGACUCAAACAAAUAUUUUCCCGGAACGUUGUGAUUACACUCCUGGCCCACUUCCUACUCGCCUUCCAUACCAGCGCCUUCAAUGCCAUGACCUUUACUUUCCUACCGACACCUCGUGCGUCUGAAUCUUCCCGGCAAGGCUGGUUCCACUUUGGCGGAGGCCUUGGUUUACCCUCUGCACGCGUUGGUCUUGCAACAGCCAUAAUUGGAUUCAUCGGUCUUCCGCUGCAAAUCAUUGUAUACCCCCGUGUUCAGGCAAAGCUGGGAACACUUACCUCAUUCCGCAUGUUCCUCCCAUUUUCUCCGCUUUCUUAUCUUCUCAUGCCUUUCCUCGUCAUUCUUCCACGUAUCCCAUGGAUCGUGUGGCCUUCAUUUACUUUGGUCGUAUCGUUGCAAGUUAUCUCUCGCACAUUCGCCCUGCCAGCAGCCAUCAUACUAGUCAACAAUUGUGUUACGGAUCCUUCGAUUUUAGGAACGGUCCAUGGAAUUGCGCAAAGUAUUUCUAGCGGGGCUCGCACACUGGGCCCGCUGCUUGGUGGUUGGGGUCUUGGCCUGGGUCUUGCCCAUAACAUGGUAGGGGCAGUGUGGUGGGCUUUGGCUGUUGAAUCUCUGAUUGGAUGGUUCGUGCUCUGGUCAGUCCAUGAAGGCCAAGGAAUCCAACCAGCUAAAAGGUUAGUGGAUGAAGAGGAGGAUUCUUAA